UCCGCCAUAUUGACUGUUGUCUUGACUGGAGAAGAUAGGGUGACCAUUUGUGAUCCUAGAACAAAUCGAAACCGUGCUUUUUAACAUCUCUAAACUAGUGCUACCUUGACCAAAGGAUAUAUCCGAGAUCUGCGUGAUGGCGAGGAAGAAAAGCAAACAACAAGGAGUCGCGAGCAAGGAGCUGGUGUCCGGACAACAGAGCAUAUCGAAGAGCCCCGUUUCUCCCGGAGAUGCAGCUGGCGGGGAUGCAGGGCUGGAUAGACUGGCGGCCAGGGCGAACCAGCCAAUGCACACCUGCUGCCUCCUGUGUCACCGUGAGUUUAAGGACUGGGGGGCGAGCUCAGCCAACGGUCUGCCUGGGGGCCACGGGGCGAAGCUAGCCGACGCUGUCCCAGCACUGUCCCAGGCCCUGCUCAGAGAGGUGCCGGGCCAGAAGCUGUCCGACACCGUGCCUUCGCUAAGCCAGUCUCUACUGGGAGAGGUGCCACUCUGGAUCUGCCAGAGCUGUCGGAAGAGUGUUGAGGAGGAGGAGAGACGGAGCGCACAGGACACGGCUGCACCGGUUCCGUUGUCCCACUCAUCAUCGUGUAGGGCUCAGAGCUGUAGUGAAGGUUACCCAGAGCAGAGCUCGGUAGACUGGGACCCAUCCUCCUUCCUCUCAGCCCAUAAGCUUUCUGGUCUCUGGAACUCGGCUCACAGCAACGGAGGGAUUCACUGCAACCACAGCACUGCCUCGCACGCACAGCAAGGAACAGGGGGACCAGCGUGUCAUGAGAAGCGAGUCUCUCACGAGGCUCCUGGGAAAUCUGCUAAAACGCCUGGGGCCAAAGUGUGCCCCUACAGCCACCCUUCCCAGAAUUCCAGUGGUUCUUCCCCCGGGAGCCCGCUCUCUACCUCCGGGGACCUCUGUAAGACCACCCCAAAGCACUUCAAGACCAUGUGCCGACGACCAACACCGCCUGGGGAAGCAUUCCACCCCAGCGACCACCACCAACACUCAGACCUGUCUGUCCCCCCCAACAGCCCCACUGGCCUCUCCUCCUCCUCUCAGCAUUCCUCUCUCCUUCCCCUCAAGCCGAGCUCCGGAGGGCAGCAGCACGGCCAUGUCACAUCCUCCUCCUCCUCUCCCGGUCUAGCUGCUCACGCCCCCUUCUCCCCGCUGGUACCAAACCUCCACGUCCCCGCGGCAGGGGCCAAGCUGGGGGCCCUGGGUGGCCCUGACUGCUCAGCAGGGGCCAAGCUGGGGGCCUUGGGUGGCCCUGACUGCUCAGCAGGGGCCAAGCUGGGGGCCUUGGGUGGCCCUGACUGCUCAGCAGGGGCCAAGCUGGGGGCCUUGGGUGGCCCUGACUGCCCAACAGGGGCCAAGCUGGGGGCCUUGGGUGGCCCUGACUGCCCAACAGGGGCCAAGCUGGGGGCCUUGGGUGGCCCUGACUGCUCAGCAGCGGCCCUCCAUAAGCCCUUGGCGUGUAAGAACUCACACAUUCCUCCUGUGAACGGCCAGCACAGCAAACUGGGCCCCUCCCAGAUGGGCUGUAACCACCCCUGUAAUGGCCACAGUGGGGGGGCGCUGCCCUCUUCCAACACGUUGACCGCUGGGCAACACCUGUCCGCUGGGCAACACCUGUCCGCUGGGCAACACCUGUCCGCUGGGCAACACCUGUCCGCUGGCGCCUGCAGGGACCAGGCGUGUAAAGGACAUAAGCUGUCUAACGGGGCGGGGGGGUUGUGUCACCCCCCUUCGGAGCUGGAGGAGGGAGAGGACGAGGACUCUAGUUCUGAGAGGAGCUCCUGUGCUUCCUCCUCAAACAACCAGAAGGAUGGGAAGUACUGUGACUGCUGCUACUGUGAGUUCUUCGGACACAACGCGCCCCCGGCGGCUCCGACCAGCCGUAACUACACAGAGAUCCGAGAGAAGCUCCGGUCCCGGCUGACGCGACGCAAGGAGGAGUGUCUUCCCCAGAGACGGGACUCUGACCCGGCCGUGUCCACCUCCAUCGACCACCGAGACGUGGACGAGCUGCUGGACUUCAUCAACUCCUCAGAGCACAAACCAGCCAACAGCGCUAAGGCUGCCAAGCGGGCACGCCAUAAACAGAAGAAGAAGGAGAAGCAGACCCAGGCGGGUAGUGGUGAUGGUGAGGGAGCUGGUAGCGACCCCCCCUCCACCCCUCCAGAGCCCAGUGAGGACCCAGACCACCUCAGCCUGGAGGAGGAGGAGGAGGAUGUGGAUGGGGAGUACGGUGAGGGCCCGGAGGCUAGUCGGCUGCUGGAGUGGCCCCAGCUGGAACUAGAGAGGGUCAACUCCUUCCUGACUUCUCGGCUAGAGGAGAUCAAGAACACCAUCAAGGACUCUAUCCGUGCGUCGUUCUCCAUGUACGACCUCAACCUGGAUGUGAAUGACUUCCCGAAGAAGGCUGCUACUCUGGAGGGCAACCAUCUUCUCUCCCACCUCAACGGCUCCUCCUGCUCUGACCUGCAGCAGAUAGACCUCGACCUGGCCCCUCUCUCCCUGGGUACCUUCAAGAGCCAUCUGGACCUGGUCAGCGGCUGGGAGGAGGCCCAUCCCCGGGACAACUCCCCCAUCGGCCCCAUCUCAACCCCUGCUAGUACUACUGUAUCUGGGGUAGGGGGACCAGGGGUUGGUACUGGGGGGAAGGAUGUUCACAGGCUCCACACCACCUCCAGCCUCUCCAAGCUGAUCCGGGUGCGCUCCCCAGAGAGGUGCCCCUCUGCUAGGCCUGAGAAUAAACACCAGGCCCCUGCUUCGAUCCAGACCCAGGCCUCUAUUAAGGUAGCUAAGCCUAAAGAGGAGACCCCAGCGGAGCCCAAGAACAUUACUACUCCUCCUCCUGGGGUUAAUGUUGGGGCUGGUAAGAACAUUACUACUCCUACUCCUGGGGCUGGCAAGCUGAAGAAGGGCAAGAAGCAGCAACGUCAGGACCAGCUGCCUCCAGAACAGAACCAGACCAGACCCGGAUCCAAAGCAGCUGCGGAGUCGCAGAAAACUGGUUCUGAUGCUGUGGGUUCUAAGGCUGGUUCUGGUUCCAAACCACCACCUCACUCGGCUGAGAGCCAGAGAACCGGGGCAAGGAGGGCGGAGGAGACCAGACCCACCCGGCAGCAGGCCACCAACGGGACAGCGAGUAGCUCCGGUGCUCCCAGCACCCAAAGAGGGAAGGGGGAGGAGCAAGAGGCCAAAGGUCACUCUGUCACCUCAACCAAUCACAACCAAGCCCAGCAGCAGCAGCAACCCAAGGGGAAGAAUAAGAAGAACAAGAACAAGGGAGAGAAAACCAGCCGCAACAUCGACGAUGUGUUUCUCCCUAAAGACGUGGACCCAAAAGAAAUGGAUGAGAUUGAUCGUGAGGUGGAAUACUUCAAAAGGUUUUGCCUCGACUCUGCUAAACAGCCCCGCCAGAAGGUUGCAGUAAACUGGUCCAACUUUACCCUCAAAAAGGUUCCUUCCAACGCAGCCCAGUAACUGACGGGGUUCUAGAAUACAGAACCAGCCCAGUAACUGACGGGGUUCUAGAAUGCAGAACCAGCCCAGUAACUGACGGGGUUCUAGAAUACAGAACCAGCCCAGUAACUGACGGGUUCUAGAAUACAGAACCAGCCCAGUAACUGACGGGUUCUAGAAUGCAGAACCCCCCCCCCCCCAACGUGACUAUGUCCAUACAACCCCGACGGCCUGAGGCCUUCUCUCAUUCCCACUCUUCCUCUUCUUCCUCACCAAGCCGAGGAACCCUGGUGCAACACCAUUUUCCAUUGGUCAGGACUGCGAUGCUAUUGGCUGACAGCCGGGGAUCAUUCACACACACGGGCCCGACUGAGGACUCGCCUCUUUGCUGUUUCACAACGAGGGAGAUGAGAGAUCCAGGGUUGGUUCUCCGUCUGUCAAGAUCAGAUCUACUGUGUACUUCACUAUGUAGUAUGGAAAACAGUUACCUUUUUUUACAAUAAAAAAUGUGUUUUUAUUGUAAUUGUGGGACAUUUUAACAUUGUAGAAACCUUCUUGGAUUGUUAUUGGUUGGAUCUAUUUGGUGCUUCUGUUCUCUAAAGGUACUGACCCACUUUUACUGUCUUUAGUUUAGGGUAAUCUCCCCCAUCUCUCCCUCAACACACAGCCCUCUGUUUAUUGGCACUCUUUUAGAUAAUCAAUUGUCUCUAAAGGAUUUUACGUUGAUUUUUAAGUUCAAUGUUGAUCUUACGUUGAUUUUAAGAUCAGAAUAGGUCUUAUGGUAUGGGGGAUGUCAGGUUAACGCACCUUAUACUGUCAUGGACACCAUGUGUGGGUUGGUUAUCUAUACUGUCAUGGACACCAUGUAUGGGUUGGUUAGCUAUACUGUCAUGGACACCAUGUGUGGGUUGGUUAUCUAUACUGUCAUGGACACCACCAUGUGUGGGUUGGUUAUCUAUACUGUCAUGGACACCAACACCAUGUGUGGGUUGGUUAUCUAUACUGUCAUGGACACCAUGUGUGGGUUGGUUAUCUAUACUGUCAUGGACACCAUGUAUGGGUUGGUUAUCUAUACUGUCAUGGACACCAUGUGUGGGUUGGUUAUCUAUACUGUCAUGGACACCAUGUGUGGGUUGGUUAUCUAUACUGUCAUGGACACCAUGUGUGGGUUGGUUAUCUAUACUGUCAUGGACACCAUGUGUGGGUUGGUUAUCUAUACUGUCAUGGACACCAUGUAUGGGUUGGUUAGCUAUACUGUCAUGGACACCAUGUGUGGGUUGGUUAUCUAUACUGUCAUGGACACCAUGUGUGGGUUGGUUAUCUAUACUGUCAUGGACACCACCAUGUGUGGGUUGGUUAGCUAUACUGUCAUGGACACCAUGUGUGGGUUUGUUAUCUAUACUGUCAUGGACACCACCAUGUGUGGGUUGGUUAUCUAUACUGUCAUGGACACCACCAUGUGUGGGUUGGUUAUCUAUACUGUCAUGGACACCACCAUGUGUGGGUUGGUUAUCUAUACUGUCAUGGACACCAUGUGUGGGUUGGUUAUCUAUACUGUCAUGGACACCACCAUGUGUGGGUUGGUUAUCUAUACUGUCAUGGACACCAUGUGUGGGUUGGUUAUCUAUACUGUCAUGGACACCAUGUAUGGGUUGGUUAUCUAUACUGUCAUGGACACCACCAUGUGUGGGUUGGUUAUCUAUACUGUCAUGGACACCACCAUGUGUGGGUUGGUUAGCUAUACUGUCAUGGACACCACCAUGUGUGGGUUGGUUAGCUAUACUGUCAUGGACACCAUGUAUGGGUUGGUUAUCUAUACUGUCAUGGACACCAUGUGUGGGUUGGUUAGCUAUACUGUCAUGGACACCAUGUAUGGGUUGGUUAUCUAUACUGUCAUGGACACCAUGUGUGGGUUGAUUAUCUAUACUGUCAUGGACACCAUGUAUGGGUUGGUUAUCUAUACUGUCAUGGACACCAUGUGUGGGUUGGUUAUCUAUACUGUCAUGGACACCAUGUAUGGGUUGGUUAUCUAUACUGUCAUGGACACCAUGUGUGGGUUGGUUAUCUAUACUGUCAUGGACACCAUGUGUGGGUUGGUUAUCUAUACUGUCAUGGACACCAUGUGUGGGUUGGUUAUCUAUACUGUCAUGGACACCACCAUGUGUGGGUUGGUUAGCUAUACUGUCAUGGACACCAUGUAUGGGUUGGUUAUCUAUACUGUCAUGGACACCAUGUGUGGGUUGGUUAUCUAUACUGUCAUGGACACCAUGUGUGGGUUGGUUAUCUAUACUGUCAUGGACACCAUGUGUGGGUUGGUUAUCUAUACUGUCAUGGACACCAUGUGUGGGUUGGUUAUCUAUACUGUCAUGGACACCAUGUGUGGGUUGGUUAUCUAUACUGUCAUGGACACCAUGUGUGGGUUGGUUAUCUAUACUGUCAUGGACACCAUGUGUGGGUUGGUUAUCUAUACUGUCAUGGACACCAUGUGUGGGUUGGUUAUCUAUACUGUCAUGGACACCAUGUGUGGGUUGGUUAUCUAUCCUGGUAUUGUGCUCUCAUGACCCCGACUCGUACUGCUCUGAUUGUGCCAACGUGACCCCCUCAUUAUGACAUCACAGGUUGAACCAACACUGUUCGUUCAUUUAAUGGUUUGUAGCUUCAACAUCAAGUCUGAGUUCAAGAUUGUGCCCUAUUCGCUAUGUAGUGCACUCCUUUAGACGUGGACCCCCGUAGGGCUAUAGUGAAAAGUAGUGCACUAUAUAGGGAAUAGGGUGCAACCAUAGAGUCCCAUUGAGUAAGUCAUUAUGGUGUAGUUUAUCAAUGUUCGAUGUCAAAUGUUCCUCAAACUGUCAACGACAGUGGAUGACACAGACCAAUAGAUUCAUUACCCCUCUUGUACAAUGCUAUUAUUUUGUAUGAAAUUGUGACAAAUGGUUGUGUUUUAACAAAAAAUUUUUUUUUUUUUUGGAAAGUAAUCAACGACACUAAUAUAAACUCGAUCUUUUUUUGUUGUUGAAAUAAACAAAAUAUUUAUCUGGUUACUAUGUUUAACACUUGGAAUCACAUCUUCACAAGAUGUGGUUAAAUGAAACCAGAUUGAUUUCUCCCACCUGUAUAUUCUAUAUAAGUCAUUCAGUGGUCAGCCUCCCCAUGUUCUGAUAUCGAGCCAUGCUCCAUACUUCUCUUUAUGCUUCAAAGUUACAUCUCCCAUUGGUUGUUGAAGUAACUGCUAGUCAGAGCUGAUAUCUCCCAUUGGUUGUUGAAGUAACUGCUAGUCAGAGCUGAUAUCUCCCAUUGGUUGUUGAUGUAACUGCUAAUCAGAGCUGAUAUCUCCCAUUGGUUGUUGAUGUAAUUGCUAGUCAGAGCUGAUAUCUCCCAUUGGUUGUUGAAGUAACUGCUAGUCAGAGCUGAUAUCUCCCAUUGGUUGUUGAAGUAACUGCUAGUCAGAGCUGAUAUCUCCCAUUGGUUGUUGAAGUAACUGCUAGUCAGAGCUGAUAUCUCCCAUUGGUUGUUGAAGUAACUGCUAGUCAGAGCUGAUAUCUCCCAUUGGUUGUUGAUGUAACUGCUAAUCAGAGCUGAUAUCUUCCCCUAUGGUGGUCUGUGAUUAUGGUUCUAUACUGUGGCCAUGUUCUCAAACGGCACGCUAUUCCCUAUAUAGUGCACUACCUGUGACCAUGGCCCAUAGGGUAGUGUACUACCUGUGACCAUGGCCCAUAGGGUAGUGCACUACCUGUGACCAUGGCCCAUAGGGUAGUGCACUACCUGUGACCAUGGCCUAUAGGGUAGUGCACUACCUGUGACCAUGGCCUAUAGGGUAGUGCACUACCUGUGACCAUGGCCUAUAGGGUAGUGCACUACCUGUGACCAUGGCCCAUAGGGUAGUGCACUACCUGUGACCAUGGCCUAUAGGGUAGUGCACUACUUGUGACCAUGGCCUAUAGGGUAGUGCACUACUUGUGACCAUGGCCCAUAGGGUAGUGUACUAUAUAGGGAAUAGGGUGCUAUUUGGGACGCUACACCAUGGCUGCCUCAUACUGUUUUGAUCUCUCAAGUCCUUCACAUACAGUCUUCAUGAGGUAUCCAGCGAACGAAAACAGACAAACAGGAAGGGACGACUUGUCCAUUUUAACAACUGUUUUUUUUUUUUCGUUUUUUUUUUUUUCCAGUUGAACAUUUUUUGUACAUAAAAGUGAUUUUGGGGGCAUUUUAAACAAGUCCGCAAUUAUAACCUGGUCUCACUGAGGUUUGGUGAGGUAUUCAACCAUGGUACAAAAAUUCACAAUGCUCUCUUGACUCUUGUGAGGUCAUACAUCUCAAUAAGAACCUCUGCUGUCACUCUUCUGAGUUCCCUUUUCUGAUCAGAAAAACGAUCAAUAGUUUUAAAGUGAUGUUUCCGAUAGAAGUGGUGCUUCGACGAUUCCAAGUUGGUCAUCAAAAAAAACAUGUCUCAAGUUUCCGUGACUUUAUGUUUUAUUUUAUUUUUUUCCUUUCCAGAAAAUCUGUUUCUGAAAUGUUGUAUCCCAGUUUUGUAUUCAACUAGAGGACAUGAUCUGAAAUGUGUGGAAUGUAGAUGUACACUAUACCGUUAAUGUCGGCCGAAGACAAGUUGGCCUUUCUGUUUCUGUUUUUUUUUAAUUAUUAUUAUUAUUCACUUUUGAUACUGUGAAAAUCUUUCGUUCAGAAAGAUUAAAACAUUACAGUUUUGACAAAA
Messenger RNA from Oncorhynchus nerka (sockeye salmon), 8171 nucleotides. Its product is annotated as protein FAM193B-like. Gene Ontology annotation, cellular component: nucleus; cytoplasm. NCBI's taxonomy places the organism in Eukaryota, Metazoa, Chordata, Actinopteri, Salmoniformes, Salmonidae. The transcript has 11 exons. The record is from RefSeq and is a predicted model, not a curated record. The coding region runs from base 137 to 3481 and encodes 1114 amino acids.